Messenger RNA from Melampsora larici-populina 98AG31, 447 nucleotides. RefSeq lists its product as uncharacterized. The record is from RefSeq and is a predicted model, not a curated record. Lineage: Eukaryota; Fungi; Basidiomycota; Pucciniomycetes; Pucciniales; Melampsoraceae. The coding region runs from base 1 to 447 and encodes 148 amino acids. The transcript has 6 exons.
AUGUCAUCAGAAUUGCGAAUGGACAUAAUUGACUUUGCAAUUCACCUCCCUUCGAAUGUAAACCCAUACAUCGCCUUGGCUGACCAUCUAACCAACGUGGAAAAGGUCACAGGGCUACCAGUCUGGGCCAUCGCCGUACAGAGCUUUACAAUUUUUUCGUAUGUUGGCGUGCUACUAGGGGCUAUAUGGCUCUUACGCGCGAGGUUUUUGACGAAAAAUUUUAAAUUUGUGUCAAUAUCAAAUCUUGGGCUGAUUGAGAUCGACCUGGUGAACACAUUAGCUCUUUUAGGUGUCGCAUAUGCUUCAGUAUCGAUUCCGGACCUCAUCUAUUGGCAACUGGUCCACACGGGGAGAUGUAGGGUCUAUGGCGCCGGAAUCUUGGUUAUGGGCGGUAAAUUCGUCCUCCUUUUGCACAUGGCAUUCUUUUCUGUGGGCAUGCGCAUGUAA